This is a messenger RNA of Macrobrachium nipponense, 654 nucleotides long. RefSeq lists its product as uncharacterized. NCBI's taxonomy places the organism in Eukaryota, Metazoa, Arthropoda, Malacostraca, Decapoda, Palaemonidae. The coding region runs from base 1 to 654 and encodes 217 amino acids. The record is from RefSeq and is a predicted model, not a curated record. The transcript has 2 exons. Gene Ontology annotation, molecular function: zinc ion binding; nucleic acid binding.
AUGGAACGGCUUCUACGCCCUCCCCGGUUCGAGGUGGACCCUGACUCUGCCCAGGCCGCCAAGGAGUGGACACAUUGGCUGAGGACAUUUACAAACUUCGUUCAAGCAGUGCAGCUGACUACCCCUACGCUUGACAAACUGGUUCUUCUCACUAACUAUGCGGCUCCUAGUGUGUAUGACUUUAUUUCUGAGUGUGAGACUUAUGAGAAGGCUGAAGAGGUUUCUUUGACAUCUUUGCACGUGAAACCAAAGAAUGAAAUAUUUGCCAGACAUUUACUUGCCACUCGCAGGCAAAACUCAGGUGAGUCCCUGGAUCAGUUCCUGCAGGCACUGAAGCUACUUGCUAAGGACUGCCAAUUCAAAAGUGCCCGCACUCUGGAAAUGGCCCAGAAGCAUUCAGCCUCCUACUCUUCAGCAGAACCUGUCAAUGCUGCUGUGUCAGCAGUGAGUCGAGAGGAGGAAUCAUCUAGUGCUGAAAAUAACAGUGAGUCUGUUUCUGCUGCUACUUCUGGUGCUCGAUGUUUUUUUUGUGGGAACAACCGGCAUCCCCGGACUCAGUGUCCUGCUAAAGACGCAGUGUGUUUGAAAUGUAAGAAGCAAGGGCAUUAUGCUAGGGUGUGCCGCUCUGUGAAAACAGGUGAGUGGUUCUUCUAG